Molecule: messenger RNA, 1143 nt
Organism: Schizophyllum commune H4-8
Lineage: Eukaryota; Fungi; Basidiomycota; Agaricomycetes; Agaricales; Schizophyllaceae
Product: mitochondrial 54S ribosomal protein YmL8
Exons: 4
Coding region: 207-1079 (290 amino acids)
Biological process (GO): translation
Cellular component (GO): mitochondrial large ribosomal subunit; ribosome
Molecular function (GO): structural constituent of ribosome
Source: RefSeq, a predicted model, not a curated record
ACGGCGGGCAGCAACGGUGGAGGCGGAGCGAACGGCGGCGCGGACGAAGGACAUGGUUGGCAGAGGUCAAGACGGGCUGAGCAAGACGUGAGCCAGUCGGGAACGCGAAAUUCCAGGCGCGACACUGCUUAGUCAGCACGAUCAGCCCCGGCUGUUCCGCCCCGCCAGCCCGCCCGUGCGGAAUUUGCAGAGUCGCUCCCGCCGCCAUGAAGCAUGGCGUCGCGUUCAGAAAGUUCUCGCGCACGUCGUCCCACAGGGACCUCAUGCUGAGGAACUUGGUCACCUCCCUCUUCGAGCAUGAACAGAUCAAGACGACACUCCCCAAGGCCAGGGAUACGGCGCGUCUGGCGGAGAAGAUAAUCACCAUGGGCAAGAAGGGCACCCGACCAGCAUUCGAUCGCGCCUCCGCCUUCCUGCUCAAGCCCUCCGCUCUUUCCAACCUCUUCGAGAAGUACGCGCCGCGCUAUGCUGAGCGUGCGGGAGGCUACACUCGCAUUGUCAAGGCUGGAAACCGUCAGGGCGACAAUGCUUCUGUGGCCAUCCUCGAACUCGUCGACAACCCGCGCGACCUCAAGUAUGAGAUGACGGCACGCGCGAUCGGCUUCGAGCUCGUCAGGACUCGUCUGCAGCGCUCCAACAACCUGGAGCACAUCGUCAACGAGCCUGCCAAGGGAACAGAGGAGAUGUUGGAAAAGGAGGCUCAGCUCGAAUACGGCCAGUCGGGCAAGCUGCGACCAAAGACGCGCUGGAAUCUACAGAAGGCGCUUAAGUUCCGCGGUCCCGAAGCCGUGAAGGACCUUUCCCAGAAGGUUGCUCAGUAUUCGACACAAUUGCUGGCUACGCCCGUUCUUGCGCGUGCGACAUGGGAAUCCAAGGUGGAGAAGAACCAACACUACAAAGACCCCGCACCCCGCCCUGGCCAGCAAUACCCUGGUGAUACGCGCAGUGCGCUGCAGCUCGCAAGGGGCAAGCUUGGCCGGCAGGUCCCUCCACCCGCAAAUCCGACACUCACCGUGGACUUGUACAAGAAGGCAUGGAAGAAGGCCUCGGCAUCGAGCUCAUCACCUGCGUCUGCUUAGUACCGCAUUGUCCCUCCGUUUGCUAUCGUACAUUGUCUUAUUCAGGAACUCCCGCUUCUCCCGA